Messenger RNA from Alternaria atra, 588 nucleotides. RefSeq lists its product as uncharacterized. The record is from RefSeq and is a predicted model, not a curated record. The coding region runs from base 1 to 588 and encodes 195 amino acids. Gene Ontology annotation, molecular function: transmembrane transporter activity. The transcript has 4 exons. Gene Ontology annotation, cellular component: membrane. Lineage: Eukaryota; Fungi; Ascomycota; Dothideomycetes; Pleosporales; Pleosporaceae. Gene Ontology annotation, biological process: transmembrane transport.
AUGGCGGACUCCAACUCCGUCGAAAAAGGCGCGUACGUCCAAGAUGUGCCGGUAUCUCCAACGGGCUCAACCACGGAGCAUGGUUUCGAUCGCGCUGCCGAACGGCGACUUAUCAGAAAUUUAGAUCUGCGGAUCUUGCCAGUGCUCUGGAUCUUAUAUCUUGUCAACUUCAUCGACCGAGCCAACAUCGGCAACGCAAAGAUUCAAGGCAUGGAGAAAGAGCUGAACCUAAUUGGCCAACGUUUCAACAUCGCCGUGUGGGUCUUUAACCUAGGGUAUCUAGUCGCUGGCGUGCCGUUGCAGAUCGCCUUUAAGAAGUACGGACCGAAGAGUCUCUGUGUGAUGAUGUUCUGCUGGGGCAUUACGGUCAUCGGGUGCGGACUGGUCAAACGAUGGGAGGAGCUUGUAGUCUGUCGCUUGCUAGAGGGUAUCGCCGAAUCUGCAUACAUCAGCGGAGCGGCAUACUUGAUCGGCGCAUACUACUCGAAGCGUGAAUAUCUGACUCGCUACGUAUUUUUCUGCACGGCUGGCAUCGUUGCAGGUGCGAUCAACGGAUGGAUCUUCAUCAUCGAAAGGCUGAAGCCUUGA